GCCAUAAAGCCAACGAGCUCCCUCACUCAGCUUCCCAUAGACACCAUGGCGCCAAAGCUUGGGCUGCUGGCGCUCGUCCUCCUCCUGGCGUCGACCAUGGCUGCCGCGCAGAACUGCGGGUGCGCGGCGACCGAGUGCUGCAGCCGCUUCGGCUUCUGCGGCACCACCAGCGAGUACUGCGGCACGGGCUGCCGUUCCGGCCCCUGCACCGUGCCGGUCACCAACAACGUGUCCGUCGCCAGCAUCGUCACGCCGGCCUUCUUCGGCGCGCUCGUCGCCCAGGCCGCCGCCGACUGCGAGGCCAAGGGCUUCUACACCCGCGACGCCUUCCUCACCGCGAUCGGCGGCUACUCCUCGUUCGGCCGCACCGGCUCCGACGACGACUCCAAGCGCGAGAUCGCCGCCUUCUUCGCCCAUGUCAACCACGAGACCAUAAAGUUCUGCUACAUCAACGAGAUCAACGGGCCGAGCAAGGACUACUGCGACCCGACGAACACGGAGUUCCCCUGCGCCGCCGGGAAGGGCUACUACGGCCGCGGCCCGCUGCAGAUCUCCUGGAACUACAACUACGGGCCGGCGGGGCAGAGCAUCGGCUUCGACGGGGUCAACGACCCGGACGCGGUGGCGCGCAGCCCCGUUGUGGCCUUCCAGGCGGCGCUCUGGUUCUGGAUGAACAGCGUGCACGACAUCAUCGUCUCCGGCCAGGGUUUCGGGGCAACCAUCAGGGCCAUCAACGGCGGGCUCGAGUGCAACGGCAAGAACCCGAGCGCUGUCAACAACCGCGUCGGCUUCUACGAGCAGUUCUGCCAGCAGUUCGGCGUCGACCCCGGGACCGGCCUCACCUGCUAGAGAGGGAUAGGCUGGUUAUUAUUCAGGACAUCGUGUAGUUGUUUGGAUUGUGACAUAUGUGUGUGCAUCUGAUUCGGACAGAUAUUGUAUUGUUUUCAAAUAUAUAUACAUUUGCUUUCGCAUUUUGAU
This is a messenger RNA of Lolium rigidum, 978 nucleotides long. Its product is annotated as chitinase 6-like. Bases 46 to 849 code for a protein of 267 amino acids. The transcript has 2 exons. Lineage: Eukaryota; Viridiplantae; Streptophyta; Magnoliopsida; Poales; Poaceae. Gene Ontology annotation, molecular function: chitinase activity; chitin binding. Gene Ontology annotation, biological process: carbohydrate metabolic process; cell wall macromolecule catabolic process; chitin catabolic process. The record is from RefSeq and is a predicted model, not a curated record.